Messenger RNA from Cylas formicarius (sweet potato weevil), 2363 nucleotides. RefSeq names its product cyclic nucleotide-gated cation channel beta-1 (gene CngB). Gene Ontology annotation, biological process: monoatomic cation transmembrane transport. Gene Ontology annotation, molecular function: cGMP binding; intracellularly cGMP-activated cation channel activity; protein-containing complex binding. Gene Ontology annotation, cellular component: intracellular cyclic nucleotide activated cation channel complex; plasma membrane. The transcript is spliced from 11 exons. Lineage: Eukaryota; Metazoa; Arthropoda; Insecta; Coleoptera; Brentidae. The record is from RefSeq and is a predicted model, not a curated record. Bases 123 to 2258 code for a protein of 711 amino acids.
AUCGAGGGACCAACCAACUAAAUGACUCUAUGCGCCUUUGUCUGAGUUCCUGCGAUAUGGAAUCUCGUCCUGCUGAUUCAGCGACCAACUGAAUGUCACGCAACCAGUGUUUGUAAUCAGAAAUGGAAAACGUUUAUUACCGCUUUAAAAAGAGAAUGGUUUAUCCCGAAAACUUAACUCUAGACCAAAUGGCUCGCAAGGUAUCAGUAAAAUCGUCCUCAUGGUGCAGCGGACCCCUAGAGCAAAUGUCUAAUAAUGUUAAUGUGUGUGAAACAAACAAAUGUUUUGAAGAACAGAGUGCAUGCGUCGACAGAAAAUUGGAAUCCACGAAUCCGGUCGCCUCGGACAAUAACCAUUUCAUACAGGACAGAAUUCGACAUUUGGUGGAUGCCUUCUCCACUAGAGCCCAUGCGGCCAGACAGCGCUUGGAAGGGCUCGAAACGCCUUCCACCCUAAGUUCCACUGAAACAGAUGAGACACAGAGUCCUGAGAUUUCCAAAAAACCGAGACUCAGUAUCUCAUUUUCUGACAAAUACAUCGAAGAAUUAUCAACAUCCGAUAAAGGCGACAGAACAGGAUGUUUCUGGAAAUUUCUUUACCGUACGGAGAUUAUAGAUCCCAACGGAAAAAUGUACAUCACUUGGAUGUGUGUUGUCACAAUGGCCGUGUUGUACAAUAUAUGGGUAAUACCAUUAAGAAGUACGUUUCCGUAUCAAACAUCCAAAAAUCGACUUUGGUGGAUGGCUUUCGAUUACGUCGCGGAUAUAAUUUACAUUCUUGAUAUCAUUAUUGUCCAGCCCCGAAUUAAGUAUCUAAACGAAGGCUUUUGGGUCAGCGACGCCAAAUUGCUCAGACAAAACUAUGUAAAGAACAAACACUUUAAGCUUGAUCUUGUGUCCCUCCUACCUCUGGAUAUUUUCUAUGUGUUCUACGGGCCAGACUUUGCUAUACUCCGUUUCCCCAGAUUCUUCAAGCUCCACACUUUCUGGGAGUUCUUCAGUUUAGUGGACAGACAACUUUCCAAUCCAUAUAUCAUCCGGAUUACGAAAACCCUAGUGUACAUGAUGUAUUUGAUCCACCUCAACGCGUGCGCUUAUUAUGCGUUCUCCAAAUGGGAAGGAAUCGGCAGCAAUAGUUUCGUCUAUAACGGGCAAGGCAACGCCUACAUAAAGUGCUUCUAUUUCGCCACCAAAACGGCGACGUCUAUCGGCAAAAAUCCGAAACCGUCUCAGGAAACGGAGUACAUUUUUAUGACUUUCUCAUGGCUGAUGGGCGUGUUCGUGUUCGCUCUCCUUAUUGGCCAAAUCCGAGAUAUUAUUUCGACGGCUACUAGACUGAAAACGGAGUACAGGAAAUUGAUGGACGAGACAUUGGAGUACAUGAGGAGACUGAAUUUGCCCCAGGACAUGCAAAGGAGGGUACAGUUAUGGUUUAACUACACGUGGGAAACACAGCACACUUUAGACGAAAAUCGUAUUAUGGACUGGCUACCACACAAAAUGAAAACCGAUAUCGCCAUAAACGUGCACAUCAAUACUUUGAAUAAGGUAAAACUGUUCGCCGACUGUGACGAAGCGCUCCGCAGAGAACUGGUACUGGAACUUAAAUCGGUUAUCUACUUACCAGGCGACGUUAUCUGUAAAAAGGGCGACAUUGGUACUGAAAUGUAUAUCAUCCAGUCCGGUCAAGUUGAGGUCGUCGGACGCAACAAGAACGACGUUUUGGCGACGCUGUCCGAGGGUAGUGUGUUCGGGGAAAUCAGUUUGCUCGGUAUACCGGGCAUGAAUCGGCGCACUGCCGACGUAAGAUCGAAAGGUUUUUCGAAUUUGUUCGUGCUGGAUAAGGCGUCACUGAAUCAAGCCUUGUCGCAUUAUCCGGAAGCUCAAGAAUUGCUCAACAAGAAAGCGAAAUUGCUCAUGAAGAAGAAUGCCGCUUUAGAAAGAAAGCACAAUGCGAUGAUAGUCAUAAAUAAUCCCAGUCCGCCUGGCAAACAGGCCAGACUUCUGGAUACUGUGCUCCAAGUUGUCGCACCAGAUUCUAAGACGAAUAAACUACUACGAUAUGGAAGUAGACAAGCGCCGCGCAGAAAACCCGAAAAUGACAAGUUUAAAUAUCGCAACAGCCUUCCGGCUAUAAAAAGUUGCGAAGAUUGCGCAAGCUCUGACACACAGAUCGAGGAGGACAGCACUGGGGAGUUAAAUGACAAACGCAAGAAUGACGAGGAAGCCAAAGUCACCGUUCAUAGAACGAUGAGUUAGAGAAAGUUACGUUUGAACUGUAACAUGAGUGAACGUGUGAUAUAUUGAGAAGUGCAUUAGAACAUUAUUAUAGCAAUUAUAUUUAUGCACAGAAAUAAAUCUUUU